Molecule: messenger RNA, 2331 nt
Organism: Porites lobata
Lineage: Eukaryota; Metazoa; Cnidaria; Anthozoa; Scleractinia; Poritidae
Source: the annotation of a GenBank genome assembly
AUGUGGCUGGAAGUGACCUCCACCAAUAAUGAUCCUUCCAUUGUUGGCCAGUACUAUUUAGAUUGUGUUCGUCAGAUAGAAGGUUUGUAUAAUAACGCUUCAGCAUAGUUUAAAUUAAAUAAGCACUACUUCAAUAGGAACAGUAAAAGCUAUUUAGUGUUGUUAUUCAACGUAUUAGAGAGCCAUUUUAAAUUUACUUAAGGUUCUCGUAAUUUCGUUAAUGUUUCAUUUUUGUCAUCGUAAAUACCAAUCUUUAUUAUUGUAUUAAAAUUGCACUGUUUUUCAGUUCUUAACUGCAAGAAGUGUUAAUAUAAUUUUGUUAUUAUUUACAAUUAUUAUUGUUAUUAUUAUAAUUAUUAUUGUUAUUAUUUUUGUUAUUAUUAUUAGUUACAAACGUUGAUUAAAUUUGGAUUACUUUUUCUGCUUUUUUUUCAACAAGGUGCUCCUCGAAUUGUCAGGGCUGACUGUGGUACAGAAAAUGUAGUUACAGCUGGCCUUCAAAGGUAUUUUCGCUCUAAUGCUGAUGACGUCUUUGCAGCAGAAAACAGCUUUAUGUAUGGCACAUCCCCUGCUAACCAGGUAAAUCGCUAAGAAAUUAAUGAGCUUAUAAGGAACACUUUUGCAAUGUAAAUGAAAACCACCAAAUGCAUAAUGCGAGUCCCUAGAUACAUUCAAAGCAAGAGAAAAUAGACACCUUGUAGCUACCCUCGACGUAUAUUCAGUUUUACUCGGUUGGUGUUUAAUUUUAUCUAGAGAAUUGAGGCUUGGUGGUCCGUUUUAAGAAAAUCGAAUGCCGACUGGUGGAUAAAAUAUUUUAAGGUAAUUAAGAUAUGCGUACAACGUUAGCUUACCGGUGUAUAAUAAUUUAACAAUAAUAUAAUUAUAUUUAUAAUGCGCGAAUUUCAGGGCGAAUUUCAUUCAAUUAUUUUAAGAAAAGUUAUAAUUAAAAUUAAAAGUUAACUUACAAUAAUGAAAACAACGGUAACAAAAAUGCAUGACGAGGUAAAGGUGAAUUUAAAAUACUGACUGUGUGCUUCUUAUUUCAAAUGGUAGCGCAUUCCCCAAAAAGAAAAUGCACCUACUGUAGCUCUGGAUUAAAAACGCGGGCAUGCAAUUUAUUACAUGAAUUUUUAGCGGCACGUUUAUUAAGUUAUUUUGAAGAAUCGUUUUUAGUGACACUUUUAUGUAGCGAGUUUUCGUAAAUUAAGUGUCGCAAAGAUUUCAUGUAAUAAGGCAAGUAAAACUUUAUCACUGAAAUAUCCUAUCUUGGACCCUUAGAUUACAUUUGGAUCGGGGCGUAAGAGAAAUAAGAGACGAUUAGUAAGAAGGGGUAGCCAGUGCAACUCAUGAUCAUAUUAAAGAGGCGUUACAUGGCAAACAUUUUUUGUUUUUGUAGUCACGUUUUUAAAGAUCAUAAGACAUUGGUCUAUGCUCAUCUGUUUCUAAUAACCAUAAUCCUUUAAAUCUGAGUUUUAUAAAACAGAUCAAAUGGGAUGAAAUUAAAGCACUUUCAGACUUUUCAGCAGAGCUUGUGAAAAACAAUCAUUUAUUAAACCUGAAUCUGAGCGUUUAUAUUAAAACUUUUUAUUUAAUUUCAUUGUAAUGUUUUGUUUUGCGGCAGGAUCUAAGAGACACUGGAGUUUAUGAUGACAGUGAUCCCCUACAAAUGUAAAAGUGUUUUCUUUAUUUAACAUAUAUAUAUAUAUAUAUUUACCAGACUAGAAAAAGAGGAACAGGCAAUGCUGGGAAUAAGGCAGAUAGCCUUCUUCAUAUACUAAUUCUCAGCCUUAUUCAGCUGGUGUUGCUGGUUGGUUUAAUUUAGGGUACGCCUGAUUUAGCUUACUUGCUCCUUGAUUAAACAAAAUGGAAAAAAAAUCUUCUCUUGUAGGUGAUUCCUUUUGUUCGGUUCUGACCGGGCUAUACAAAUUAUGAUUUUCAUGAUGAUGAUGGUCAUUAUAUCAGUAACAGCUAUUUUAAUUAUGAUUGUUAUUGCUGUUUAAAUAUUUUACCAUAAUUAUCCAAAUAGCUGUACGUUUUUCUUGACAUAAUCAUCCAUAAUUUUGUAUUGUUAUAACAACCAAGAGUCGUCGACUAAUAAGUUUUUAUUUCUUAAAAGGCAGCUUUGUCUAUUUUGAACUUUAAAUUAUGUUUUUCUAAUUAUUGCGUUCCAGAGCAUGUCUGCAGUUUUGUUUUACUGGCUUGUUACAAGAGGAGUUGCACCGAGUUGCAAGACACUGGAACACACACAGGAUAAGACCAUAUCCUAACCAAGAGAGCCAUCCUGGAAAACCUGACGUUUUGUUCUUUAUCCCAGAACUUAAAGGCAAGUAA